GUCAAUUAUUUGUCUCGAGUCUUACUUAAAAGUAAACAGUUCAUAUAUAAAGAAUAGCUUCAAUUUUUUAAAGAGUUAACUUCUGAGAAAUUUACCUUCAAGUUUUUUUCAAGUCAUAAAAUAUAGUCAUCCAAGUAUGACUAAUUUUGGGGAAGCAGUCUAAAGGGAAAAUAUCAAAAUAAUUGCAAAUAUUCUUCCUGUUUCUGUUUUUGAAGUUUUUUUUUAUUAUUAUUUAAGUAUUUCAUUUUGUUUCUUUAUUAAUAGGAAAAAAUCAUAGAGCUGAGAUACUUAUAGAGGCAGUGCAACAAUACUUUGGUGUAGGACAAGAUAAAAUCACGUGACCUAUUUACAGAAUUUGUGUUCACUGUAACCGCAUUAUCCGUUCCGCAUUAUAUUUCAAUGGCAGAUAUUUUCUCACUUUUUACUGUCGGAUUUUAAAUCUUAUUUAAGCCAUGGUUAACUAUUGCUGUGCAAUUGAAUGCAAAGAAAAAGCUUCUAAGGAUAGUCCUGUAUCAUUUCACAGAUAGAGGAAUAUCUUUGAUGCGUUGAAUUAUCUUAUCUUUAUUAUCAAAAUCAUCAAAAAGGGAGGAUGCCCAUGCUAACCAGGCUUCCUUCAAACACUCUCCCUCUUGAAAAGGUUGACUAUGCCGAGCAAUGACAUCUCCAGCCGAGUAGCUUGCCGCGCUGGAAAUCACUCAUCGGCAAAAUACGAUCAUAUAAGCCUCUUUUAAAGAACAAGUGACUCUUUACAUCAUUCCGACAUUUUACUUUCGAGCCUACCAGAAAAAAGAAUGAGUGUAUGCGAAGAAAUUUCCCAGAAUUUGAAAAAUCAGAAUGCUUUAAUACUUGAGAAGUCUGCUGUUCAAAAUAAUAAGCAAAAUUCAGGUCCACAGAUAGAAGCUUUCAUAUUGAAUAAAGGGCAUCAAGUAAUCCGGAAAAGCAUAAUUUAUUCCCGAGAAAAGCGUUUUGGUCUCAGUAAUUCUUAUUUUGAAUUUUAUUUGAAGUCAAAUGAUUUCAGUAAUGAUUCUCAUCUUGAGACUACUAGAAAUUCUGCGAAUUUCUACAAAGAGAUUUACAGUUCAUGCAAAGAAGAAAGAAAACAGUCAAUGUCAUUAGAGAUCAUUAAAAAUCAAUCUGAAUUUUUAGAAGAGAAUUUACAAAAUGGAAUAGAAAAUAAAGCCGUUAAUGCAUAUGCUGAAAGUGAUGAUUUAGUUCCAAAUGAGAAUCAGGAAUCUAUUCAACUGAGGAAGUCUAUAGAAGAAAAAAUAGCUCCGGAGAAGAACGAACAUGAAGAUGUCGCUUCUAUGUCGGAAGAAAGCAUUGGAACUAAAAAGAUUCUGUUUAAAACUGGAACAGAAGUAUGCCUGAAAAAUCCGUACCUGGAAUUUAUCUUGAAGUCAGAAGUUUCAAACCAUCCUCUUUGCGUUACUGGAAACUCUGAGGAACUCCACAUAAAUCAUCUAGCCUCAAAAAGAGAAAGCCAAAUGGAUGAGAAAAGCAACAAGAACUGUGUCGAUAUUUUUGGAUAUCAAUUGACUUCUAAGGAUCGGAACAAGAUGAAAGUAAAUUGUCCGCACUGCGCAAAGAAAGUGCCAGCUCCUGGCUUUGUUCGUCAUCUCUCUUACUGCAUGAGAGUUCGUAUUCGAAAAAGUGGACGACGAUCCUAGAAUUACUUCAAAUCUAAACCUCUUCACUUGUCGUUGCUUCCAAUCUUCUAUAUGUUGUCCUUCGCAUUUCAUAAAAAUGCUAUUAAAAUACAAGUCCACUAACAUAAAAUAUGCAUAAACAUGUAGUAAAUAAGUGUGUAAUAUUGCCUACUGUUGCCUUAAAGUAAAACUGCCUACGAAGCUGUGUAAUAUUGCUUACGAAACUGGUUGGCUUUAACAGAAUGUAAUCUAUCAAGUCUAUUAAACUAUGCUUGUAAAUUUUAUGGCGAUUUAUAUCUUCUAAGUGUUAAAGGCGCGAUGAUUAUUAUAUGUAAUUUUCAACUAAACAUUAAUUUUAUUGGUUUGCCUGUUGUGAAAAUGCAUUAUGAAAUUACUUAUGCAAGAAAUCUUUAUCGAACAAAAUUUUCGGGUAUUUCAGGUUGUCAUUGAAAAGUCCAUCCCCCCCCCCCUUUUUUUUGUUUUUGUUUUUUGAUAAGACUGAAAAAAAGUUGGAAAUUAAAUAUUUCUUUUAUUCACUAUUAAUUAAAAUACUUUUUAUGCUACUAA
This is a messenger RNA of Argiope bruennichi, 2213 nucleotides long. RefSeq lists its product as uncharacterized. Lineage: Eukaryota; Metazoa; Arthropoda; Arachnida; Araneae; Araneidae. The coding region runs from base 792 to 1667 and encodes 291 amino acids. The record is from RefSeq and is a predicted model, not a curated record. The transcript has 3 exons.